Molecule: messenger RNA, 4730 nt
Organism: Bemisia tabaci
Lineage: Eukaryota; Metazoa; Arthropoda; Insecta; Hemiptera; Aleyrodidae
Product: sodium- and chloride-dependent GABA transporter 2
Biological process (GO): nitrogen compound transport; amino acid transport; sodium ion transmembrane transport
Cellular component (GO): plasma membrane
Source: RefSeq, a predicted model, not a curated record
UUAUCACUCCAGCCUUUGUCGCGACUUUGCGGGAAGGUUGAUUCCACGCUAGAACGUGGGACAGCACUCGUUCACGUAAGCGCGAAGGUCCCCUCUGACUUGUGCGUACGGUAAAAGAUAGCGUACGUUACGGCGCGACGUCGCGUUACGCUACGGUGUUACAUUGCGUUACGUUACGGUGCAAAAUCGCGUUACGUUGCGAUGUCAGGUGCAUAACCUCCCUGCUUUUUCGCGGCGUGUUACGUUACGUUCACUAACAUCACCAUCACCCACAGUUUCAUCAUUUACACAAAAAAAAAAACCAACGCUUGUGUUGAGGAUUUCCUGUUCGUGAUUUUCCGGGGAGGAAAACGGUUGGCUUUUACCCUCAAGAGAGCGAGUGAUAGCGGUGUAUUGUAUACCUAUACGGGAGGAUAACGUCGGUGAUAACGAGUGUGAUAACGAGCGGAAAAUUUACGGACGGUGACACUAGUGCUUUGAUACGGCAUAACGCAAAUGAGGGUAGAAAAUUAAGAGCGGGGUUGAGGAUAAAUAACCCGGAAAAUCCAACCCCUUGUUUCAAGUUUGUCUGUUGCUCGAGCCCUAAAUGCAGUCAACCUUUCGGUGUGAUGAUUUCUCAGUGAUAAUAUCGACAUACAGAGUGAUGUUAGAUACCGGUGUUUUCGUGGACAAAUAAACAAGAAUAUUAUACAGUGAUUCGAGCUGACCCUAUAAUUUAAAAAAAAACGACCUAUGAUAUCAACGUCGAUUUCGUUUGCUGCUGGUGUUAGUGCGCGAAAGAGGAGCGUAGGAUGAACAAAAAAACUUGGAAAAAAGUUCAUGGACUUAGGUUUAUUGACGGAGCAUACAGGACAAUAUUUUAGCGAAAAUUACUUUAAAAAUUUCGAGCUUUCAAAUGCAAAAUAAGUGAUUCAUAGGAAUUUUCAAAUUAGCAAUGUAACAUUUUUUAUCCUAAUUAUCUCAUAUAUAUAAUAAAAAUAUCCAGGAAAUUAUCUGGAAGCACUGCAAAUAAUAAUCAAGUGAAAGCGAUCAAAGUUCCUUUUAAAAUUAAAUAACUUCGAAACCGAAAAUAUACCUGUUUUCAAACUUGUUGUUGUGCUAGUAAAUGUUCGUAGAAGGUUAAUCAGUUAGAUCAUUUUGGACAACCAAUUUCGUUGGAAUGAGAUUUACAAAGAAAGAUAAGGCGCUGUAAAAUGACGAAGAAGGAGAUGAUUUUUGCAUGGACGGAUCGAUGCUGCAAAGGAGAGGAGAAUGGUUGCUGCCACCAGACCAAGACCACAGGUAUCAACGAGACAGAGAGUGGAGAAGGAGGUGGGUGCGUUGGUGGAGGAGGAGGAUCGCCCCAGAUGGGGGCACCAAACGCCCCGUCGAGUCGGGAAUGGAACAACCAGCUCGACUUCCUUUUCUCUUGCAUCAGCGUCUCCGUCGGGCUCGGCAAUGUGUGGCGCUUCCCUUAUCUCUGCUACAAAAACGGAGGCGGUAUAUUUCUGGUUACAUAUUUCAUUGCAAUGGUGUUUUGUGGCAUUCCAAUGUUCUUCCAAGAAGUUGCCAUAGGACAGUACCUCAGAUCUGGUGGGAUGACUCUCGUGGAAAAGAUUUGUCCGAUCCUUGGAGGAACUGGCUAUUCGACAAUGAUGAUAGUUUUCCUCCUUGAUAUUUACUAUUGUAUAAUAGUUGCCUGGACUCUUUUUUACCUUUUCACCUGCUUUGUUCCUGAGGAUAGUCUACCUUGGGGAACGUGUGGUCAUUGGUGGAACUCUGAGACUUGCUCCACCGCCGAAGUGAUAAAAUACUUAAACAUUCCAACCCAAUCCUCCGUUGAUGUAGGAGGACCUUUUAGUAUCAAUGUGACUAUCAAUUCCUCUAGUCUUGACGAACCGGCAAAUACUUCGUUACCCGAGGCUCUGAUACAACUGAAAAAUGUGACAACGCCAGUUGAAGAAUUUUGGGAAAACCGUGUUUUGAUGAUAUCAAACGGCGUAGAUGACUGGAGUGGUAUGCAAUGGGAGCUACUGUACCUUCUGAUCAUAGCAUGGGCCAUCAUCUAUAAUAUCCUCCACCGCGGCCUCAGUGAAAGUGGUAAAGUCAUCUGGUUCACGGCUUUGUUUCCAUAUGUGAUAAUGUUGGCGUUAUUCGUGCGGGCUGUAACGUUGCCGGGUGCCACGGAGGGCCUAAAAUUCCUGGUCAUCCCGGACUGGAGUAAACUCACCGACGCAGGAACGUGGAUCGAUGGGAUCACGCAGAUAUUCUUUGGCUACAGUAUCGGAGUUGGUACCCUUCCCGCGCUUGGCUCAUACAACCGCUUCAAUCACAACUGCUACAGGGACGCGACGAUAACCUGCAUCAUAAACACGCUCACCUGUCUCGUGUCGAGCGCGAUAACUUUUGGUAUUUUGGGUCACCUGGCCGAUCAAAAGGGUGUCUCCGUUGCCGAGGUUGUCAACUCUGGUCCCGGACUUGUCUUCAUCACCUACCCUGAAGUGGUCCUGAAGCUUCCAGCAGCCAGGCUCUGGUCCAUUGUAUUUUUUGUCAUGCUUUUGAUUUUAGGUUUAGACAGUGAGUUUUGCAACGUAGAAUCCUUCAUUACUGGCGUUGCAGACAAAUGGCCUCACUUAUUUCAAAACCGGAGGAGAGCGUUCACUUUUUGGACCUGCGUCACCUUAUGUUUCUUAGGCAUUCCCAUGGUCGCUAGGAACGGAAUGUACCUAUUCCAGCUGAUGGACUUCUACGCUGCUUCGGGGAUAUCCCUGCUAUGGGUGUGCUUCUUUCAGACGAUCGCCAUCUCGUGGAUCUUCGGGACGGACAAGUUCUGCUCCUGCGUCGAAGAAAUGAUGGGAUUCCGGCCAAGUAUUUGCAUGCGGAUCUGUUGGACCGUCUUGGCACCGGCUGUCAUGGUGGGAAUUUUGAUUUUCUAUUUGCUGACAUACACCCCACUAAAGUACGGCGAUUAUUAUGAAUAUCCAGCGUGGGGAGAGUGGUUUGGUCUGUCGCUCUGCUUCAUAUCCAUGGUAUGGAUUCCCCUCUAUGCGCUGUAUUUCCUUGCCAAAACGCCCGGAACUCUAUCUCAGCGCCUGAAAGCAGGAAUGACACCGCAAAGUGACCUGACCCCUCAUCGAGCAAAAGUUGAUAAAAUUCAGAUAGGCAACACCUUUGCCAUGUCCGAGAGCUCUGUCGAGCUUUUAGAGAGCGGUCACCUAUGAUCGUUGGCCUAGGAAGAAAUAGGACUGUCGUGAGAUUCAGGGAUUGCCUUGAAAAAAGUGUCUCAACAGUACAUUUUUGCGAGAGACGCUUUCCCGAGCCUGAAAAGCUCAAAACUAUUUCUUUUGUCACUGGGAAACGAGGCUUAAAGUUGAGGUCGUGAAAAAGACGUUCCUCACUGACCUGAAGCUUAUAACGUGAUAUGAGGCGACGACUUAUCGUUUCAAACACAUUAGCUCCAAUAUUGACGUGCCCGCCGUGCGAUUUAAAUGAAGAAAAAAUGUUUCCAUUUCGAGCAAACGACGAGAAAAAUCAAUUUAAAAAAUGAUAAUAUUGCGAGUCCGGUUGAGAAACAUUACCUUUCGUCACAAUCUUGACCCAGAGGUAAAAUGAAGGAACGUGGGUGAAAGGAUUCCCAGAGGUUAAUGCUCCUUGUAACGUUAUGAAAUAUGCUGGCUUUAUUUUCUCCCGUUUGAAACGUAGUUGGAUUUUUGGUGACUUCCAAAGUCUUUUGCUUACCUGCGAUUUCAUUGAAUAAAACGUAGACAAGCGCAUUCUCAUUUGUGCGUGCUCUCCGGAAAUGAACUUGAAAAAAAGUGUGCAAAAGGCCCCGAUACUAAGCACGCAUCAGAUUUAAUUACAGGUAGAAACAUCUUACUAUAUCUCAAGUGUAAAAUAGCCUUUGUUCUGAGUACAACACGAGAUGAAUAAUUACGAAGAGGAAAAAACCUAAACUUAGGCGCAAUUGAGGGAGUCGCUCGGUAAACCGCGGCUUGUGACCCCUGCCUCCCUCUUUCUAAGACUUGAAAAAAAAGGAAAUCAAAAUUUAAGUAAAAAUGGCUCCGAUCUGUGCGAUAAGUGGGUCAAUGUUUCAAACAUUUAGAAUUAGAGUCGCGUAGGUCGAACAUGAUUACCAAUUACAGUCUUGUCCAUAUCGUCGCUCCUCUGAGGUGCAUACAUCAAUUUCUACGUGAGCCCCGUGCAACGUACAACUCAUUGUUUUCCGGGGCUAAUGUUAAAAUAGAAAUUCGCCCUUACGUCAAAGGAGCAACAAUCUGUGAUCAGAAAAAAACUCUAGCUUACAAAAUCGGAACUUCUAGUCAUAUCGGCCAUACAAGAACACGGCAAAACAUAACAAAUUCAUAGCCCGAUCUGCUGGUAAUUCCCAUGGAGAACCAAAUCAUUGACACUAUUCUUUUUAUUUAAUCAGUAGAGGCUCAAAAAAACUAGAUCUCAAACCAACAUUAGGCCUUAACAGAAUCUGAACAGGCUUUAUAACACAUUAAUUUUGAUAGCCUGAGAUUAUUGCACAGGGUGCCUCUACUUUUUUUGAAAAUUUGCAAAGUGCUUCGUGAAUUCAUAAUUAAUUUCACCAUUUAUACUUAAGAUUAUCUGAAAGGGUUAACUUUCAAUUCAUCUCUUGAACCCGUGCAAUUUUACUUCUCUGUGAUCCGCAGAAUUUUCUCAGGAUAGUUAGGUUAAUAGUUAUUAAUUGUGUUUUAAAGAUUAAUAAAGUAAAUUGUUUGUCCCAA